This is a messenger RNA of Physella acuta, 2471 nucleotides long. Its product is annotated as serine--tRNA ligase, cytoplasmic. Lineage: Eukaryota; Metazoa; Mollusca; Gastropoda; Physidae. The record is from RefSeq and is a predicted model, not a curated record. Gene Ontology annotation, biological process: seryl-tRNA aminoacylation. Gene Ontology annotation, molecular function: serine-tRNA ligase activity; ATP binding.
CAAUGCAUUCUCAAUAAGGAAGUAAAGUGGGGGCAUGCGUGCUUCCACGUUAGCCCUGAGAUUACUGUAGUCUUAGUUGUAUACUCGUCCAGGUACAGUAAGCCGGGUACCCAAUUUGCAGUAUAACGGACUUGUUUACCAAGUAGGGUAGAUUUAUAAUUUGAAAAUGGUAUUGGAUCUUGAGCUUUUUCGUGCCGACAAAGGUGGUAAUCCAGGGAAAAUAAGAGAAAAUCAAGCUAAAAGAUUCAAAGAUGUGACUUUGGUUGACAAAGUAGUGGAACACGACACCAACUGGAGAAAGUUGCGCUACAAGGCAGAUUUACUGAACAAACUCAAGAAUGUUUGCAGUAAGGAGAUAGGAGACAAAAUGAAGAAUAAGCAGCCAGUAGGGGAUGAUGAGACUAUACCAGCUGGUAUCUUAGAAGACCUUGAAAACUUAACUGUGGAAAAGCUGCAGCCCCUGACUGUGACACAGAUUAAAAAAGUUCGUCUAACCAUUGAUAGUCAGAUGAAAGAAAAUGACGCCCAGCUUUUGGUAGAAGAAAAAGAAAGGAACGAGUCUCUGAAAGAAAUUGGCAACCUGUUGCAUGACUCAUGCAUCAUCAGCAAUAAUGAGGAUGACAAUGGUGUGGAGAGAACAUUUGGUGAUAUAGAGACUAAGAAGAAAUACUCCCAUGUAGACUUGGUGGUGAUGAUUGAUGGUGCAGACAAUGAGAGGGGGGCUGUCACGGCAGGGGGCAGAGGCUACUUUCUCAAGGGACCUUUGGUGUUUAUGGAGCAAGCUUUGAUCAACCUAGCCAUGUCCAUGCUACACACUAAAGGCUACACACCACUGUACACACCUUUCUUUAUGCGUAAAGAGGUGAUGCAAGAGGUGGCCCAGCUGUCACAGUUUGAUGAGGAACUGUACAAGGUAGUUGGAAAAGCCUCUGACAAAGAGAAAGAGAGUGAUUUGGAUGAGAAAUACUUGAUCGCCACAUCAGAGCAGCCCAUCGCAUCAUUCCACCGCGACGAAUGGAUCCCAACAGAGUCCCUACCUAUCAAGUAUAUGGGCUACUCCACAUGUUUCAGACAGGAGGCUGGGUCCCACGGACGAGACACUAGGGGGAUCUUCCGUGUCCAUCAGUUUGAAAAAGUUGAACAGUUCUGCAUUACCUCCCCUGAAGAUAACAAGUCAUGGGAGAUGUUUGAGGAGAUGAUUGGCAAUGCUGAAGAGUUCACUAAAGCAUUGGGCAUCCCCUACAGGGUAGUCAACAUUGUCUCAGGAGAGUUGAACAAUGCAGCAGCCAAAAAGUUUGACCUGGAGGCCUGGUUUCCUGGGUCCGCAGCUUUCAGGGAGCUGGUGUCCUGCUCAAACUGUUUGGACUACCAGUCCAGGCGCUUGAGGAUCAGAUAUGGGCAGACCAAGAAAAUGGGGCAAGAGACCAGCUUUGUCCACAUGCUCAACGCCACCAUGUGUGCCACCACUAGGGUUCUCUGUGCUAUAUUAGAGAACUAUCAAACAGAAGACGGAGUUAUAGUUCCUGAAGCUCUCAGGAAGUUUAUGCCCCCUGGCUACAAUGAAAAGAUUCCAUUUGUGAAGCCUGCCCCCAUUGAGGAAGAAGCAAAGAAAAAGAAAGGAAAAAAAGAAAAACAGCCCCCUGCUGAACCACUAGAACAAUAAACUUACCCACCCCUUUCACUCUCAGAUAUUUAUUUGUUGUCAAUAAUUUUACCAGUUACUGUAUACAAGCUUGUAUAAUUGUUUUCUUUUUGAACAAGAUAUUAAUUUUGUUAUCUCAAGUUAUUUGCUGGAUAUAUCACUUUCAUUUAUGGCCUUAACCCCAAAUUUACUUUGCGCGUAGUUGUAAUACAAUAAGACAUCUGUUUUGUUUGAUCAGAGCUACUACCAUAGACAGUAAUCCACACCCUCUUCAUUUGUCCAUUUUUACAAGUCACAUAUUUUUCAUUUGUAAACCUUGAAAUGAAAUGUUUAUUUGUAUUUCUCAUUUACACUACAAGUAUAGAUUUUGAGGUACCAGAAUUGGGUGAUGCUGUAUUUUUGUUGCUGGUUUAAAAAGUUCCAAGGCUUGUUAGUAGAACCAGUGGUUACAUUAACAAAUUAAAGUAAUGGUGAGGAGAGAUUUUAAUCUGCCCUGUGAUGUAGAUGUUAGGUUUAACUGGUAUCACAAAUUUUAACAUUGUGUUAAUUUUGUCCUGUUGUUUUUGUGACAAUGGUAAGAGGUAAUGCUCUUUUAAGGUAAAAUUUUAAUUAGGAUUUAAGUAAUAGCUCAAUUACAUCGCAAUGCAGACAGAUUUUUAUUUCUGACUAGUCUGUUUUGACCAUGAGAAAUUUGGGCUAGUAUUGUCUUGUCAAUCUGUUGCAGUACUUAAAUGAUUACACAUAAAGUGGUUAUGUAUAAGAUUUUUGGGUUGUGUGGUGAUGUGUAUUAACAAAGUGACUGUUUUAAAAUUAAAGAUUAUUCAAUUGA